GUCAGAAGGUCCGUUUGGUGUCUCAUUUGAACUCAUUACUUUACUCAGCAGCCGGAGAUGCAGAAGAUGAGCCUUUCUCCGGCCGAGGACUGCUCUGAGGUCGUGGCAGAAAACAGAUUUCCAUUGAAAGGAGGUGAAAAAUGUGAGACCCCCGGAAAGUCCUUCUUACAGCGUUAUGGAAGAAGUGUGACCGUCCCCCUUUGGCUCAUCCUGUUUCCACUGGUUAUUAUCGCAUUAACCAUUGUUCUAUCUCGCGUCCUUCGCGGCACAGGUGAAUGUCCUGCCCCUGUGACCACCCCCUCUGACCCCUGUGACGACGGCUGGAUCUGGUACAUGAAAAAAUGUUAUUAUUUCUCUGCCAAUAUUACCGAGUGGGAGAAGAGCCAGGAGUUCUGUGUCUCCAGGAAUGCUACUCUUGCCAUUAUAGACUUAAGACAUGAGCUGGAUUUCAUAAUCCGAUUUAAAGGGUCUUCUGAUCAUUGGAUUGGUCUGAGAAGAGAAUAUGACAGAAGCCCGUGGCUUUGGACAAAUGGCUCAGCCUUUAACAAUAUGUUCCCGAUCAUCGGUGUUUCGGACUGUGUGCUGGUGAACAGCGGUCGCAUCUCCAGCGCUUCCUGUUACUCGGAUAAACACUGGAUCUGUAACAAGCCCGACGCUCACAAUUCUCAUUUUUAAUAGGAGACGCUAUAAGACCAAGAGCACAGAUAUAUGCAGUUGCCUUGAUGCCCCUUCCCCAAAAUGCAAGGCUACACUGCACUGACGAGUCCCAAAAAGGCUGAAAUAUUUGUGCAGGUGUUAGGGAGGGUCUCGCGCUGAUUCGCUCAGUUUAGCAUCUUGGAUCUUUGAGUCGUAUUCUACAAAUCCGUUUGCAGCUCACAAGGAAAGGAAGAGAAGCUUUUGUAAAUUAAUUCACCCUUUGUAUCCCGCUGGCUCGGUGGACAAAUUGGGUGAAGCUGGUGCAGUAGUAUUACUUUUUUUGAAGUUUGUAUUGUCUGUGCCUCGUGGGCUGUGAAGUUAUCUGCGGGGGUGUAGAUACUUCCUGCAUGAGUAUUUUUACUACUGCAGCCUUCUCUGGCAUGAAGUGCUCAGUGAGCAUCGUGUCCGAGCCAUAUGUGAUCAUCUGCCCUCUGCUGCAGUGGUCACGUAUCUGGACGGCUGUAGUGUCGGCUUCAACUCUUGAGGUAGAAUAGUGUUAAAAUCUUUAGAGUCUUUAAAGGACAUCUGUCAGCAGAUUUGUCCCCUAUGGAUUGCCAUUUCUUGGGGGAGGGGGACAUCACAUCUGCAUAGCUUGAACCUCUGCAUCUGCCCGGGUAAUGGACAUGGUGGUGGUUCAGAUGUUCUUCAGCAUUUUUACUGUCUGCACUGAAGCGCACACUGAGCAUGUAUAUACUAGGAUUCCUUUAGAAGAAUUUUCCGGGAUUAGAAUUAUUUGAUCGUCGGGGGUCCGACACUGCCACCAAUCUGCUGUUUCAUUAGGUUUGCCGCCGCCUCGUCAGCCCAGGUAACUUGACGUCACCAGCCUAGGUCUAGGCCGCAGCUUCUUCAAACAGCUGAUCGGCAGAGAUGUUGGGCGUUGGACCCAAUAAAGUGUCUGUGGUCUGAGAAUAGACCAUCAAUGUUCUACUCCUGGAAACCCCUCUAAUCUGGAGGAUUCUUUAUUCUCAUAUUGAGAAGGCAUUUCUUCUAUGAGCUACCGCAGUGGGGGUCCACAGUCGGCAAUUGAAAUUAAUGGAUGUCUAUAGAAUGUUGUGUACAUAUUUCAUACAGUUUGCCCAGUGGUGACUACUGUGGGGCCCUUCAUAACCUGCGUACAAUUCAGGGGAUCUGUACCCUAAAAAAGUGCAAAUAUACUAAUUUUCAGUCCCGCAAGAUUAGAGCUCAGGCAGACAGUAAAAUUGCUCUAAUUACAUUUGUGUGCAGGGUCUCUUAGUCGUCUCCUAUUAACAUUGUGUUGGCUAAUACAUACAGUUUUAGUUUUAUAUAAUGAAUGUGCUAUUUAUAUUUUCGAAGACAACUAUGUGUACAUGGUCUCGUGCCACUAGUGCUUGAAAGUGUGUGAACCCUUCACAGUUUUCUAUGUAUCUCCAUAAACUGGACCUAAAAAUAAAGAUAACCAAAUCAAACAAAUGAGUCAAAAA
Bufo gargarizans (Asiatic toad) is the source of this 2138-nucleotide messenger RNA. Its product is annotated as C-type lectin domain family 2 member D-like. NCBI's taxonomy places the organism in Eukaryota, Metazoa, Chordata, Amphibia, Anura, Bufonidae. The coding region runs from base 58 to 675 and encodes 205 amino acids. The transcript is spliced from 6 exons. The record is from RefSeq and is a predicted model, not a curated record.